Sorghum bicolor (sorghum) is the source of this 1743-nucleotide messenger RNA. RefSeq lists its product as uncharacterized. Gene Ontology annotation, molecular function: GTPase activity; GTP binding. The transcript has 6 exons. Lineage: Eukaryota; Viridiplantae; Streptophyta; Magnoliopsida; Poales; Poaceae. The record is from RefSeq and is a predicted model, not a curated record. Bases 156 to 1403 code for a protein of 415 amino acids.
AUGAAAGCGUAAAGUUGACGGUAACGUCUCGUACUGUCUUCCUCGUCUCCCGUUACUCGCGCGUGGAGUCUCCGAACUUCUCAUUCGGCGGCGAGGAAACCAAGGUCGGGGAACUUCUGAUCCGGUGUUAGGGUACAGUGGUUUGGCGCCAAGCCAUGGAGGGAUCCCUGGAGGCGCGGCCCGGUGUCCUCCUCGUCGGCGCCCCGGGUGUCGGCAAGCGAACCAUCCUCUCCCGGUUGCUUGCAGCAGAAAUACCUGACGUACAUGACUUAUCCUCCGGUGUGCUGUGUCAGGGGUGGACAAUUCAAACAAAGUAUUAUUCAGCUGAUCUUUCCAUCUGGACAGCGAAUCUUGGUGAAGAAUUUUCUCUUGGUUCCCUACCUCAUCUAGACCGGCUGGCUGCCCUCGUUAUGGUCUUUGAUAUGAAUGAUGAAUCCACCUUGCUUACUCUGCAAAGCUGGGCUGCCAAUGUUGAUAUCCAGAGGUUUGAGGUCUUGUUAUGCAUUGGAAAUAAAGCAGAUCUUGUACCUGGUCAUAGUGCACAUAUAGAAUAUAGGAGGUGUAUGCAAAAGCUUGGGGAGUCUAGUUCUGAUCUACACCCUGAUUAUUUCGAUUUUGGGAUAAAUGAAAGUGAGGGUUGUAGCUUGUUAUCUGAGGAAGAGCCAUGCAUAGAGAUCAGAAACUCUACUGCACAAUGGUGCAUUGAGCAGAACAUAGAAUAUAUUGAGGCCUGUGCUUCCAAUGCCGACUUUGAUAAGUGUCUAUCAGUGGAUGGUGAUAGCCAAGGCUUAGAGCGACUUCUUGGAGCUCUUUCUGCACAUAUGUGGCCUGGAAUGAUUCUGAAAUCUGGAAACAGAAUAACUGCCCCAUCCUUGGUUGAAAAAGAAGAAUCUACGGAUGAUGAAUCCAACUAUGAUUUUGAGUAUGAGGUCCUGUCUCAUGGAUCUGAUGACCAGUGGGAAUUUGUUGGCGAGACAAGUACAUCCAGAAGCUUUGAGAGAUCAAGUGAGGUUGAUGGUACGCAGGAUCACACACAUCAAGUUGUGAAGGCCGGUACUGACUCUUCAGCAUCCAACUCUCUCCCGAGUAACAUGCCUACAGAAACUGCUGAAGAGAAUACUGUAACUCGGAGCAACAAAACUGACAAUAGCGAUCAUGUGGACACGACCACAGCAUAUAGUACUGAGGAUAAUCAAAGUGAUCUUCCAGAGGCUAACCAUCUUUUUGAGGAUGAGCAUUAUGGUCUGGAUGACCUGGAGAAAAUCAUGUCGGAAAUUGGUAAUGUGCGAUCCAACCUAAGGCUCAUGCCUGACUUCCAAAGGAGGGAGAUGGCUGCAAAGCUAGCCAUGAAAAUGGCAGCCAUGUUUGGCGGUGAUGAAGAAGAGGCAUUUGAGGAUAUCUAAAGCGAUUCAUGUAAUUCCAUUGAUUCCCAGACAGGUUUGCUUGCUGGAAAGAUGGGGCACCUAGGGCCUUUCUCAUGAUAAUGUCUUUUUCUUUAGCGAAAAUUUUGUGCCUAUUAGGCGUUCUAAGCCAUAUAGGAUGUAUUAUUAUGAACUUUAACUCCCUUGAAUCCUCCAGUGGAAAACUUUCUGAACUAUGUUAUGGUGCGAUAGGAAAAUGAUGGUAUUGUAGAACCACAGACAAAAGAGAUAGCUUUACAAGCUAUUGUAUUUCCAACUUCAGCGGAUGAAAAACAGAGUGCAUAGUUUGCAUCUUAAAUACCUCUAUAGAGGAAAUACUUCA